UUAAAUGUUUAGUAGUUUUCGAGGAGCCAACCAACAAAGAAGUGGAAAAAAGGGCUCAAAAAAUAUAUAAAAAAUUUUCAACAUCCUUUUUGUGUUAAUUUUCUGCUAAUUAGCAAGCCAUCAAGUGCCUUUUUUUUGCGAAACAUUGAAAUUCAUUCAACACCAGCCCGAAGAUGGGUGCGAUGUUUAGAAGCGAUGAAAUGACCCUGUGUCAGCUGUUUAUUCAGCCAGAGGCAGCAUAUCAUACUGUUGCUGAGCUUGGUGAAAUUGGUGUUGCACAAUUUCGUGAUCUUAAUCCCGAGCUUAAUGCUUUUCAACGUAAGUUUAUUGCCGAAGUGAGACGAUGCGAUGAGAUGGAGCGAAAAGUGAAUUACAUUAAGAAGGAGCUUAUCAAGGAUGAAAUGGAAGUUCGUGAAUUGAGCGGAGACUUACCACCCGUUCCAAAUCCCCGUGAAUUUAUCGAUCUCGAGGCGCUAUUUGAAAAGACGGAAAAUGAAAUUUUAGAAUUGUCUGAAAAUUUCGCACAGUUGUUGCAAAACUUCCAAGAGCUUACGGAACUCCGCUAUGUACUCGAGAGGACACAAUCCUUUUUCUCUGAGCAAGCAGCCUCGACAAAUUUAGAGGGAAUAAAAAUGGAAGAUGUAGGAGAAACACAACAACUUGGAUUUGUGGCUGGCGUUAUUGAACGAGAAAGGAUUUUGGGUUUUGAGAGAAUUUUGUGGCGCAUCUCCCGUGGAAAUGUUUUCUUGCGACAAGCGGAUAUAGAAAAGCCAUUUACUGAUCCGAAAACGGGCAAGGAAGUCUACAAGAAUGUUUUUGUGGCUUUCUUCCAAGGCGAGCAAUUGAAAACACGUGUCAGGAAAGUUUGUACAGGAUAUCAUGCUUCACUUUAUCCAUGCCCAAACAAUUAUGAUGAACGUGAAGAUAUGUUGAAAGGUGUCUUAGUUCGACUCCAAGACUUGAACAUGGUCAUCAAUCAAACAAAAGAUCAACGUCAACGUGUGCUUGUAAGUGUCUCUAAGGACCUUCCAAAAUGGAUCAUAAUUGUGAAGAAAAUCAAGGCUAUUUAUCAUACAAUGAACUUAUUCAACAUGGAUGUGUCAAGAAAAUGUUUGAUUGGUGAAUGCUGGAUUCCAACAAGUGACAUGCAAUUGGUUCAGAAGUCAUUACAAGAUGGAUCUACGGCUGUCGGUUCUACAGUUCCAUCUUUUAUGAAUGUUAUCUCGACAGAUGAGGAACCGCCAACAUUUAAUCGUGUAAAUCGCUUUACAAGAGGCUUCCAGAACUUGAUUGAUGCUUACGGUGUUGCCAACUAUCGUGAAGCUAAUCCAGCACUGACUUCAAUUAUCACUUUCCCAUUCUUAUUUGCUGUUAUGUUCGGUGAUGUUGGACAUGGAUUUAUUUUGUUCUUAUUCGCAUUGUUUUUGGUCGUUAAGGAGAAGAAGUUUAUGGCUGAUCGAUCAAAAGGUGAAAUUUUCAACAUUUUCUUCGGCGGUCGCUACAUCAUCUUACUUAUGGGAAUGUUCUCGAUCUAUACUGGAUUCAUCUACAAUGAUGUGUUCUCAAAGACUAUGAAUAUUUUUGGAUCGGCAUGGCAAAACAACUAUAACACCAGUACAAUCAUGACUAACGUGCAAUUGCAAUUGAAUCCAUCUGAAGACUUUUUGAAGACUGGAGAAACUUACUGGUUCGGUAUUGACCCAACAUGGAUGUUAGCCACAAACAAAAUCAUCUUUUUGAACUCCUUUAAGAUGAAGUUCUCAAUCAUUAUUGGUAUCAUUCACAUGUCACUUGGUGUCUUCAUGUCAGCUGUUAAUUAUAUCCAUUUCAAAAAAUACAGCUCACUCUUUUUGGAAUUCUUGCCACAACUUCUCUUCCUCGUCCUUCUCUUCGCUUACUUGUGCUUCAUGAUGGUAUGGAAGUGGCUUGUCUUCUCUCCAAAAAGUGAACCUCCAUGGUCUCCAGGAUGUGCUCCUUCUGUAUUGAUUUACUUCAUCAAUAUGUUGCUUCAAGGAGAAAAUAAAUUCCAAGAAGGAUGUCAAGAGUACAUGUAUGAAGGACAGGGAAUGUUACAAAAUAUUUUUGUUAUAACUGGAGUUAUUUGCGUUCCAUGGAUGUUGAUCGGUAAACCAUUAUAUAUAGCAUGCACACGAGGCAAGGGAGGUCAUGGUGGUGGACAUGGAGGACAUGAUGACGAACCAAUGAGUGAAAUUUGGAUUCAUCAAGGCAUUCACACAAUUGAAUAUGUCCUAAGUACUGUAUCACAUACAGCUUCUUAUCUUCGAUUAUGGGCUUUGUCGCUUGCUCAUGCACAACUUUCUGAAGUCUUAUGGUCCAUGGUGUUUUCAUUUGGUUUGAAAUCCGAAGGUUAUCUUGGAGCUGCCAUGAUUUUCGUCAUUUUCCCAUGCUGGGCUAUGGGGACAUUAGCAAUUCUCGUUGGUAUGGAAGGUCUGUCAGCUUUCCUUCACACCCUCAGAUUGCAUUGGGUUGAAUUGAUGUCUAAGUUCUACACUGGUACUGGUCAGCUCUUCCAUCCAUUUGAUUUCGAUCAAAUCGUUAGUGAACAGGAUGAAUAAUGGAUUUUAAUUCCAAAUGUAGUCAAUCAGAGAUAAAAGCAUCUCUGUAGAUUAAAAUGAAUAAUGUAAUGGAUUAAAUAUCAUACCUACAAAUGUAAUAAAAUGUCAACAAUAUUGCAACAAUAAAUACAUACUUAAUCCCAUUGGAAAAGUUAAUGCACCGUUCAAAAAAAAUAUCGCUUUUUGAU
Molecule: messenger RNA, 2764 nt
Organism: Chironomus riparius
Lineage: Eukaryota; Metazoa; Arthropoda; Insecta; Diptera; Chironomidae
Source: the annotation of a GenBank genome assembly